Messenger RNA from Limanda limanda (common dab), 2968 nucleotides. Its product is annotated as hexokinase-1-like. Gene Ontology annotation, molecular function: mannokinase activity; glucokinase activity; ATP binding. Lineage: Eukaryota; Metazoa; Chordata; Actinopteri; Pleuronectiformes; Pleuronectidae. Gene Ontology annotation, biological process: intracellular glucose homeostasis; glucose 6-phosphate metabolic process; glycolytic process. The coding region runs from base 128 to 2887 and encodes 919 amino acids. The transcript has 18 exons. Gene Ontology annotation, cellular component: mitochondrion; cytosol. The record is from RefSeq and is a predicted model, not a curated record.
CUCCUCCUCCUCAGGAUAAAGAGGGAUCACUGUGGGGGGGCCGGCAGCCUUCCUCUCCCUCCUUCUCUCUGCUCUCUCACCGCCUCCUCCUCGUCGCUGACAGCUCCUGGGCGGACGUGCAGCCAAGAUGAUAGCGGCUCAGCUCCUGGCCUACUACUUCACCGAGUUGAAGGAUGAUCAACUCAAGAAGAUCGAUAAGUACCUGUACUCCAUGCGCUUCUCGGACGAGACGCUGAGGGACGUCAUGAACCGGUUCCGCAGGGAGAUGGAGAACGGGCUCGGACGGGACACGAGCACCACGGCCACCGUGAAGAUGCUGCCGACCUUCGUCAGGUCCAUCCCCGAUGGAUCAGAAAAGGGAGACUUCAUAGCGCUGGACCUCGGGGGGUCUAACUUUCGGAUCCUGCGGGUUAAAGUGACGCGGGACAAGAAGCAGCCGGUUCAGAUGGAGAGCCAGGUGUACGAGACCCCGGACGACAUCAUCCACGGGAGCGGGACUCAGCUCUUCGGUCACGUCGCAGAUUGCCUGGCUGAUUUCAUGGAAAAGCAGAAAAUCAAGGACAAAAAGCUUCCUGUCGGAUUAACCUUCUCCUUCCCCUGCGCCCAGAGCAAACUGGACGAGGCAGUCUUAGUGACAUGGACAAAGAAGUUUAAAGCCAGUGGCGUGGAAGGGAUGGACGUCGUGAAGCUUCUGAACAAGGCCAUCAAGAAACGAGGGGACUGUGACGCCGACAUCAUGGCCGUGGUUAACGACACGACUGGCACCAUGAUGACCUGCGGAUUUGACGACCAGCGCUGUGAAGUGGGCAUCAUCAUAGGGACGGGAACCAACGCCUGCUACAUGGAGGAGCUGCGUCACAUCGACCUGGUGGAGGGGGACGAGGGCCGGAUGUGCAUCAACACGGAGUGGGGCGCCUUCGGGGACGACGGGUCCCUGGAGGACCUCCGCACAGAGUUCGACCGUGAGAUCGACAGAGGUUCCAUCAACCCAGGGAAGCAGCUGUUCGAGAAGAUGGUCAGUGGCAUGUACAUGGGGGAGCUGGUCCGACUCAUUCUGGUCAAGAUGGCCAAAGAGGGCCUGCUGUUCGAGGGCCGGAUAACCCCCGAGCUCCUGACCAAAGGGAAGAUCGAGACCAAACACGUCUCCGCCAUCGAGAAGACCAAGGAAGGACUGAAGAAGUGCAUGGAGAUCCUGACGAGGCUCGGGGUGGAGCCGUCGGAUGAGGACUGCCUGGCCGUGCAGCACGUGUGCACCAUCGUGUCUUUCCGUUCGGCGAAUCUAAUCGCAUCCACACUGGGAGGAAUCCUCUCUCGCCUAAAGGAAAACAAAGGAGUGGCCCGCCUGCGCACCACCGUGGGCAUCGACGGGUCGCUGUACAAGAUGCACCCGCAAUACGCUCGCCGCCUGCACAAGACCGUGCGUCGCCUGGUGCCGGACUCAGACGUGCGCUUCCUGCUGUCUGAGAGUGGGAGUGCGAAGGGUGCUGCCAUGGUAACAGCGGUGGCGUACAGGCUGACGGAGCAGUCGCGCCAGAUCCAGCAGACGCUGGCAGAGUUCCGGCUGAGCAAAGCCCAGCUGCUGGAGGUGAAGAAACGCAUGAGGGCCGAGAUCGAGAGAGGCCUGAAGAAGGAGAGCCACCAGGAGGCCGCCGUCAAGAUGCUGCCCACCUUCGUCCGAAGCACCCCCGACGGAUCAGAGAACGGAGAUUUCCUGGCUCUGGACCUCGGAGGGACCAACUUCCGUGUUCUUCUGGUGAAGAUUCGCAGCGGGAAGAGACGAUCGGUGGAGAUGCACAACAAAAUCUACCAGAUUCCCAUAGAGGUCAUGCAGGGAACUGGAGAGGAGCUCUUUGACCACAUUGUGCACUGCAUCUCCGACUUCCUGGACUACAUGGGAAUGAAAAGUGCUCGACUGCCGCUCGGCUUCACCUUCUCCUUCCCCUGCCACCAGACCAGCCUGGACGCAGGGAAACUCGUCACCUGGACCAAAGGCUUCAAGGCCACAGACUGCGAGGGCGAGGAUGUGGUGGAGCUUCUCCGGGACGCCAUCAAGAGGAAAGAGGAGUUUGAGCUGGAUGUGGUUGCCAUAGUGAACGACACCGUGGGGACGAUGAUGACUUGUGCGUACGAGGAACCCACUUGUGAGGUGGGACUGAUCGCAGGGACGGGCAGUAACGCCUGUUACAUGGAGGAGAUGAGGAACAUUGAGAUCGUGGACGGAAACGAGGGCCGCAUGUGCGUCAACAUGGAGUGGGGGGCGUUCGGAGACAACGGCUGCCUGGACGACAUCAGGACGCAGUACGACCACUCGGUGGACGAGAACUCACUCAACGAAGGCAAACAAAGAUACGAGAAGAUGUGCAGCGGCAUGUACCUGGGAGAGAUCGUCAGGCAGAUCCUCAUCGAUUUGACCAAGCGCGGCUUCCUCUUCCGGGGACAAAUCUCAGAGACGCUGAAGACCACGGGCAUCUUCGAGACAAAGUUUCUGUCGCAGAUAGAGAGCGAUCGUCUGGCGCUGCUGCAGGUCAGGGCCAUCCUGCAGCAGCUGGGGCUCGACAGCACCUGUGACGACAGCAUCAUCGUCAAAGAGGUGUGCGGCACCGUGUCCCACCGCGCGGCUCAGAUCUGUGGAGCCGGGAUGGCUGCCGUGGUGGACAAGAUCCGUGAGAACCGAGGCCUGGACCACCUGGAGGUCACCGUGGGCGUGGACGGCACGCUCUACAAGCUCCACCCACACUUCUCACGGAUCUUCCAGCAGACGGUGAAGGAACUCGCCCCCAAGUGUGACGUCACCUUCCUGUUGUCCGAGGACGGCAGCGGCAAGGGCGCCGCCCUCAUCACCGCCGUGGGCUGCCGCCAGAGAGAGCUGGAGGCGCAGCAGCACUGAGGAGCUCCGCCACGUUUGUCCUUGAGAACUACCUGCUGCUCCAUCGUGACCUUCACCCCCCCCCCAAACCCCCUGCACAGC